Messenger RNA from Trichomycterus rosablanca, 4777 nucleotides. RefSeq names its product collagen type XVIII alpha 1 chain a (gene col18a1a). The coding region runs from base 1 to 4206 and encodes 1401 amino acids. Lineage: Eukaryota; Metazoa; Chordata; Actinopteri; Siluriformes; Trichomycteridae. The record is from RefSeq and is a predicted model, not a curated record. Gene Ontology annotation, biological process: extracellular matrix organization. Gene Ontology annotation, molecular function: extracellular matrix structural constituent conferring tensile strength. The transcript is spliced from 41 exons.
AUGUCUCGGCUCGGGUUCCUGCUUGGCCUCGGGGUGCUGGCCGGUCUCUGCGUGGGACGGUCCUGCGCGUGGUUCUGGUUUGACUACGCGAAGGAUAAAAGCCCGGCCACACAGACACCCGGGCUCACGACCACGCCGGGCACCACCGUGCCCACGGAAGCACCCGGAGUGGAGAACCUGGAGACAGGAAGCACUGAGGCUUCAGACACGGAUAGAGAGGUGCAGGAUAAAGCGGAGGAGACGGAGAACGGAGGGGAAUCUGGACCUGAGGAGAAGGUGGUUACCCUGCAGCAGCUGAUUGGCGACCCUCUUCCCGAUGGCAUCACCCGGGUGGAGGAACCAGAACCCGGCUACGUGUUCGACCAAAACUCUAAGAUCGGCCAGCUCGCCCGGGCGUACCUUCCCAGCUCCUUCUACCGUGACUUCUCUCUCCUCUUCAACCUGAAACCCACGUCCACCAAAGCGGGCGUGGUCCUGUCCGUCACCGACGCCAGCCAGAAGAUCAUGUACGUGGGCGUGAAGCUGUCGGCCGUGCAGGACGGGAAGCAGAACAUCGUCCUGUUCUACACCGAGCCCGACUCUCAGUCCUCCUACGAGGCGGCCAGUUUCAGCGUGCCCUCCUUCGUGGACUACUGGACCCGCUUCUCCAUCGGCGUGAUGGAGGAGCAGGUGACGCUCUACAUGAACUGUGACGCCGAGCCUCGGGUGCUGCGGUUCGAGCGCUCUCCGGACGAGAUGGAGCUGGAAUCCGGAGCCGGGAUCUUUGUGGGGCAAGCAGGAGGAGCCGAUGAGGAUCAGUUUGUGGGAGUUAUCGGGGACCUGCAGAUCAUCGGAGACCCUCGUGCAGCCGGACGCUACUGUGAUGAAGAGGACGACUCGGAUAUGGCCUCGGGAGAUUUCGGCAGCGGUGAUUAUGGAAGCAGAUACACCACGCUCACGGUCACACAGCAGCCGUCCAGACCGAUUCAGCUUCCGCCCGUCACGUCUCACGUGGUCACAGUGAGCAAAGAGACACACACAGGAGCGGUCAGCGGUUUUGGACGAGUUUCUGGUCCGAGUCUGGCUGAGUCUGUGUUAAUUUCCGGCUCAUCGUCCGGUUCCAAAGAUAGCAGGAGAACCUCGAGUUCUGAAAUCAGACGAACAUCGAGCUCGACUCAGUCAGCAGGAACAAGAGGCGAGAAAGGAGAAAAGGGAGCAAAAGGUGUUCGGGGCCCUGAGGGGCCAAAGGGAGACACAGGAUCAAGUACUGGUGGAUCCGGUGGAGGUGCUAGCGGAGAGAAAGGAAGCCCAGGAGAGAAAGGAAUGAAGGGUGCUGCAGGAUUCGGAUAUCCUGGAUCAAAGGGUGACCAAGGACCAGCAGGGCCUCAGGGGCCUCCCGGUCCCCCCGGACCCUCUGCUGAUGUCGUGGAGAGGGGAGACGGUUCUGUGGUUCAGAGGGUGGCAGGACCACCCGGACCUCCGGGACCACUGGGGCCACCGGGACGUGCUGGGACCGACGGAGAACCUGGCGACCCGGGUGAAGACGGGAUCGUUGGUCCGCCAGGUUUCCCAGGAACCCCAGGAGACGCUGGAGUGAAGGGACAAAAGGGUGAUAAAGGUGAAGGUCAGCCAGGACCCAGAGGACCACCCGGGCUCCCCGGACCACCAGCUCGCUCUGACAGACCUACGUUUGUGGACAUGGAGGGCUCAGGCUUUGGUGAUCUGGAGGCUCUGCGCGGACUUCCGGGUUUUCCUGGUGUUCCUGGCCCUCCUGGCCCCCCUGGACCUGUGGGACCUCCAGGUGCCACUGGUGCUUCAUCCACUGCUGUUUCUGGUGGACCUGGACCUGCUGGUCCUGCUGGAAAGGACGGAGCUCCUGGACAACCGGGGCUUCCAGGCUCCCCGGGUGCUGACGGCAAACCAAGCCUCCCGGGCUCCAGAGGAGAGAAGGGGGACCCCGGCGAGCUCGGACUGCCCGGAGCGGUGGGAGAAAAGGGGUCACAGGGGCCUCCUGGAUCUGCAGGAGGGACUGGACAGCCCGGUCUUGCUGGUCUCCCCGGACCGAUGGGACCUGUGGGACCACCAGGACCUCCCGGACCUCCAGGAUCGAGCUACCAUGUCGGCUUUGAUGAUAUGGAAUCCUCUGGUAUUAGUGUUUUCAGUAAUGUGCCUGGAGUCAGAGGACCUGAAGGUGUACAGGGUCCACCAGGUCUGCCGGGGAUGCCGGGGCCGAAAGGAGAGCGGGGCACUGAGGGGCCCCCGGGAGGUGACGGUCGCCCCGGACUGGAUGGUUUUCCUGGAGUUCAGGGGCCACAGGGGCUGCUGGGAGAGAAAGGAGACCGAGGGGAGCCAGGACGGGACGGUAUCGGCCAACCGGGUCUGCCAGGCCCACCCGGACCCCCUGGGCAGAUUAUCCAUCGUCAUUCAGAAAAUAUUGAUAAAGUGUUUGGGCAUUCUGAGGGCCCGAUGGGACCGAAGGGUGAUAAAGGGGAAGCGGGCGCGACAGGCUACGGCGUUAAGGGUGAGAAAGGUGAACCCGGGGUGGUUAUCGGACCUGACGGAAGCCCGUUCUUCCUCGGUGGAGCUGCAGGUCCAAGAGGUGAGCGGGGACUUCCUGGACCAGUUGGACCUUCUGGGUCGUACGGUCCUCCCGGGAUGAAGGGUGAGAUCGGAAUGCCAGGCAGACCCGGUCGCCCGGGUGUGAACGGGUACAAAGGAGACAAAGGAGAGCUGGGCUCGGGCAUCGGAGGAGCUUAUCCUGGUCCACCAGGGCCCCCAGGGCCCCCCGGUCCCCCCGGACCCUCAGGAUCUCACCCGGCUCGGGAUAGAUUUGGUACGUAUGAGGACACGGGAACAGUUUAUCAGGGAACUAAAGGGGAGAAGGGAGAGCGAGGAGUGUCGGGUAUACCAGGAACGACAGGUAACGUGGACUUGUACACGUUGAAGAACCAGCUGAAGGGCGAGCGAGGAGAAUCUGGUCUGAGGGGAGAGAAGGGUGAGCCGGGCGGGUUCUUCCCCUCUAAUUUCGGAGGGGUGCAGGGACCACAGGGACCGCCUGGACCUCCGGGUCCUCAAGGAGAGUCGAUCAGAGGGCCCUCCGGUCCGCAGGGGCCCCCGGGAUCUCCGGGCGUGGGUUACGAAGGCCGCCCAGGAAACCCCGGACCAGCCGGACCCCCCGGACCACCUGGUUCACCCUCCUUACCCGGACCUUACAGACCCAACAUUCCUGGACCUCCCGGCCCGCCUGGACCCCCCGGACCCGGAGUCCUGAUUGUGAGAUCGUACGAUGAAGUGCUCGUAAAAGCACCCCGAGAGGAAGAGGGCACUCUCAUCUACAUCCUGGACAAAAGCGACCUCUAUAUCCGAGCGCGGGGCGGAAUCAGACAAGUCACGCUCGGGAGCUACGUUCCCUUCUACAGAGAAGCCUCGCAGGAUAAUGAAGUGCACAUCCCGCUGAACAACGGCGCCGGGCACAUCUCCCACAGCGGCGAGCGCACCAACAAUCCCUCCAACCCCCAAUACGACACGCACUCUCCCCCGCUCCCGGAUCCCAGGUACCCGCCCCAACCCGAGCCCAGGUACCCACCCAACACCGAUGGCCUUUCACCGGUGGUUUCGCCCCCCGUGCGCAAGCUGAACCCGCCCGUCGUCGUUCCCGGACAUCAUCCUGAGGGGCACGUACACACGUCCGGACCCGGGCUGCACCUGAUCGCCCUGAACAGCCCUCAGGUGGGGAACAUGCGGGGCAUCAGGGGCCCGGACUUCCUGUGCUUCCAGCAGGCGCGUGCGGCGGGUCUGAAGGGAACCUACCGCGCCUUCCUGUCCUCCAAACUCCAGGAUCUGUUCAGCAUCGUACGCAAGUCCGACAGGAGGACGCUGCCCAUCGUCAACCUCAAGGACCAAGUGCUGUUCAGCAGCUGGGAAUCUCUGUUCAGUGAGUCGGAGGGCAGGAUGAGGAACAACGCGCCCAUCUACUCGUUUGAUGGCAGAGAUAUCGUCCGGGACAGCGCCUGGCCGGAGAAGAUGGUGUGGCACGGCUCCAACAAGAACGGUCACCGUCAGAUGGACAACUACUGCGAGGCGUGGAGGACGGCGGACCGGGCGGUGACGGGUCUGGCGUCGUCUCUGCAGGCCGGUCAGCUCCUCCAGCAGAAACCCAGCAGCUGCUCCAGCAACUACAUCGUGCUGUGUAUCGAGAACAGCUACAUCACCCAGUCCAAAAAAUAACCCCCCGACCCCGCCCGCCCCAUCUCCAUCACCCGUCCGAAAUCAUCCCGGUGCUACACUACACGACUCAAACGUCCAGACGGACGAGUUUCCUAUGUUUUACACUCCCAACACUUUCUAAAGUAAGCGUGAGGAACUGGGGUCUGUUCUACGCUUCCCUCGGUAAUGCCAACGAGCUGCAGACGCUGUUGGCACCGUCUCCUGGAACUGGCACAUAUUUUAUUUUCACAAGGGGGUUUUAACCACAGAUGACAGACCAGUGUAGAAAGAAUGUGGUUUAUCAUCGUAUUCAUAUAAAAUUGUAUAAAUGUUUGUCGUUUCUGUCGGUUUUUUUGUUUCUUCGCUGUUUAACCACUUUAGUUUUAUUAUUUGUGGAUUUUUUUAGCUUCUGAUUUCAUUUUAAGGAAAGUUUAAUAGAUACUACAGGGAGAUUCACUGUAGUGAACACCAGAUUUCUUCCUAAAUUCACUCUGACAGCAGAAUAUUCGGGCCCUGUUUCGAGUGAAUCUCCCUGUACAAAAAAAUAAAUAAUAGAUAUUUAUUUUGUGCUGCGAUUUACACUGAUCAGGCA